Messenger RNA from Yarrowia lipolytica CLIB122, 945 nucleotides. Lineage: Eukaryota; Fungi; Ascomycota; Dipodascomycetes; Dipodascales. The record is from RefSeq and is a predicted model, not a curated record.
AUGAUAUCAUCACGUCUUCUGCUUCGCUCAAGGAGAAAACUUCCUGUCUGCCUAGGAAUCACCCUUGCCAACUCUCUCCGACGAGUCAUGCUGGCCGAGAUUCCCACGCUCGCCAUCGACCUGGUCGAAAUUUCCACAAACACCUCCGUGCUCGCUGACGAGUUCAUUUCACACCGUCUGGGUCUCAUUCCGCUGGACUCCCAGGACGUGAACGAUCUCGAGUACAGUCGAGACUGUGUUUGUGACGAGUAUUGCGACAAGUGCUCCGUUGUGCUCAUGCUGGACGCCACGUGCACUGGCGACGACACCAUGGACAUCUACUCCCGUGAUCUCAUGGUGCACACUACCCCCGAGCGGCCCGAGCUCGGCAAGCCCAUCUACACGGACCCGGCCAAGAAGGGCAUUCUCAUCUGCAAGCUGCGUAAGAACCAGAGUCUGCGCAUCAAGUGCAUUGCCAAAAAGGGCAUUGCCAAGGAGCACGCCAAGUGGAGUCCCUGUGCGGCCAUUGGCUUCGAGUACGACCCCUGGAACAAGCUCAAACACACCGACUACUGGUACGAGGAGAAUGCCGAGGAGGAGUGGCCUCUGAGUAAGAAUGCAGACUGGGAAGAGCCUCCCAAGGAGAACGAGCCGUUUGACUACAAUGCCAAGCCCAACAAGUUUUACAUCAACGUGGAGGCUACCGGCGCCCUGACGCAGUACGAGGUGGUGCUGCGAGGCAUGCAGGUGCUGCAGAAGAAGCUGGCUGAGGUGGUGAUGAUUCUGGGCGAUAGGGACGGCGCCGGUGGUGCUGCAGGCCGAAACGGAGGCCAGACUCAAUAUGGAAAUGAGACCCAGUACGGAGGAGGAACCCAGUACGGAGAUACUCAGUAUGGAGGACCUACGUUUGGAGGUAAUGACGAGGGAUUCAAGUCCGAGUAUGGGACCAAUGGAGGGUGGUAUUAG